CCUGCUCCCAUUCUCUCCCCCCUUCUCCUCCCCUCUCUUCCCCCUUCCCGCAUCUCCUUUCCCCGUUCUGGGCAGCUCUGUUGUCCUACCCUUUCUUCCCCUCCCCUCCCUCCCCCCCCUCCGCCGCCUUUAUGACCCCGUGGCCCCGGGGGCAGCCGAAAGGGGAUGGCUCGCCGGACUCGCGGCAUCGAGGAUCAAGAUGAGUUGCACUGUCAGGACACAGAUUCCGAUGUACAGGAACAGAGAGAAAAUAAGUGCAAGGUCAAGUGGACCCACCAAGAGGAUGAGCAGCUGAAGGCGCUUGUGAGGCAGUAUGGGCAGCAGGACUGGAAGUUUCUUGCAAGCCACUUUCCUAAUCGCAGUGAUCAGCAGUGCCAGUAUCGGUGGUUGAGGGUUUUGAAUCCAGACCUUGUCAAGGGACCUUGGACAAAGGAAGAAGAUCAAAAGGUCAUUGAACUGGUGAAGAAAUAUGGCACCAAACAAUGGACAUUAAUCGCCAAGCACCUGAAAGGGCGUCUGGGGAAGCAGUGCAGAGAGCGCUGGCACAAUCACCUGAACCCUGAGGUGAAGAAGUCAUGCUGGACGGAGGAGGAGGACCGCAUCAUCUGUGAAGCUCACAAGGUCCUGGGCAACCGCUGGGCUGAGAUCGCCAAGCUUCUCCCUGGAAGAACUGACAAUGCAGUGAAGAACCAUUGGAACUCUACCAUCAAACGGAAGGUGGAUACUGGGGGCUUCCUGAGUGAGACCAAGGACCCAAAGUCUGUGUACCUGCUUGUGGAGCUGGAGGAUAGGGAGGGUCAGAGUGUGCAUUCCACAGAGAGCCAGAAGACUCUUACUACUGAUUGGUCCACUGGGGUCAUGGAAGUGGAAGAGGAAGUCAGUGAGGAGGAGAUAGCAACCACAUCAACUAUCACGGCUGCAACCACAUCAGGUGUUGUGGCUGCAACCACCUCAGGUGUUGUAGCCACAGCUGCCCCUGCGGAGCAGCAGGCGGUGGCUCCUGAGGAGCCUGCCAAAGACCUUAUCCCUGACCCCAUGGAGGAGACUCCCAAGGAACUGAAGUCUGAGGAUUCUCCCGUGGAAGUCAGCUCCCCAUACAAGUGGGUGGUGGAGGCAGCCAACUUCUUGUGUCCAGCUACAAUGCCAAACUUGACAGAUGCCCUGGAUCUGAUAGAAUCGGAUCCUGAUGGAUGGUGUGACUUGAGUAACUUUGACCUGCCUGAGGAGUUAUCCAAUGGUGGUGGUAACAGCAGCAGCAGUAGCAGCAACAGCCCAGUUAAGCAGACAUUCAGCAAGCCUACAGUCUCUGCCCAAAGCAUGACAGAGUACCGUCUGGAUGGUCACGUCAUCUCCGACCUGAGCAAAGGCAGCCGAGGCGAGCUGAUCCCCAUCUCCCCCAACACCGAAGUCAGCUUUAGUACUCCGCCCUCCAUCCUCAAGCGGCAGAAAAAGAGGAGGGUCACCCUUUCUCCUGUCUCGGAGAACAGCCCCAAUGCCAGCUAUUCCUUUGUGGAUUCCUGUAAUAGCCUGACCCCCAAAAGUACACCAGUGAAAACACUUCCCUUCUCCCCUUCCCAGUUUUUAAACUUCUGGACCAAACAGGAUACUUUGGAGCUAGAGAGCCCUUCACUGACAUCCACACCUGUGUGUAGCCAGAAAGUCAUUGUCACCACCCCCCUGCACCGCGACAAGACUCCCCUGCACCAGAAAAGCAACGCUUUUGUUACCCCGGAUCAGAAGUACUCAAUGGACAACACUCCCCACACACCCACUCCAUUCAAGAAUGCCCUGGAGAAAUAUGGACCACUAAAACCUCUGCCCCAGACCCCACACCUGGAAGAAGACUUGAAAGAGGUACUUCGGACUGAGGCUGGUAUUGAGUUGAUCAUAGAAGAUGACGUGAAACUUGAAAAACAAAAGAGAAAACAAGGACUACAUCGGAGUCCAAUUAAGAAAGUCCGAAAAUCUCUUGCCCUUGACAUAGUGGAUGAAGAUUUGAAGCUUGUGGUAUCCUCUCUGCCAAAGACUGUGUGUUUUAAAAGAAACCAGCCAACAAGCUUCUUGUCUAGCUCCCUCAAUCUGACAUCCUCAAGCAGCAAAGAUGACAGUAGUUUGCUCAACCAAGGGUUUCUACAGGCAAAGCCAGAGAAGGCCUCGUUCCCAAAGACCCUGAGCCAUUUCCAAGGCCCUGCUCCGAUGUCCAGUGCUUGGAAAAUUGUGGCUUGUGGUGGAACCAGAGACCAGCUUUUUAUGCAGGAAAAGGCCCGGCAGAUCUUGGGUACUCUAAAACAGAGCCACACUUCUCGGACAUUAAUUUUGUCAUGAAAAAUGUGGAAUUUUGACAUUGGAGGAGUUUUUUUCCCCUUUUUUGACUGGCACCUAAGCAGGCAUGAAUUUGAAAUUUUAUUUUUUCAAAAUAAGUUAUUCAAAAAAGUUUCAAGGAACUUAAUUGAAUUUUGUGGUGCAAGAGAGAAGUCUGCCUCUACACUCCUUCCAUGGAUUCAUGUGGUACCUGCAAAGAAAGAAGAAAAGCAAUUUUGGAUCUAACCUGGAAGGAAAUGAACAAUGGACUCUUUCCUGGGUUCUGCAGCAUUUCUGCUCUGGACCUGGGUUUUCCCUUUCCCUUCCAUGGCAGUUACUGGGUGCUUUCAAGAAUUCUUGAGAUUGUAUUCUCCUGCCUUGUUAAUAUUAGGAAAGCUUGGGUUUUCCCUAGUUGUAUGUUUUCAGCAUGACCUUACCCUCUUGUUGAGGACCUUGAAAGAGGGAGUCUUUGGGGAAUUCCUGUUAAACUUGGGCAACUGUUCAGCCGAAACAAGGUGGUGUCCAAGGGGCCAUAGAGGGUGGCAAUCUGUUCCUCCUUUCCCCUUUUCCCUUUUGUUUCAUUUAAUAUUAAUUAUUAAUUUUUAAAAAAAAAAUAAAAGCUCCCUGAAGCUUCAGUCUUUUUGGCUUCUCUCUUCUCACUCUCCCUAUCUUCUUUAGUCUUGUCUCUC
Molecule: messenger RNA, 2990 nt
Organism: Sarcophilus harrisii (Tasmanian devil)
Lineage: Eukaryota; Metazoa; Chordata; Mammalia; Dasyuromorphia; Dasyuridae
Gene: MYBL2
Product: MYB proto-oncogene like 2
Exons: 14
Coding region: 166-2325 (719 amino acids)
Biological process (GO): regulation of DNA-templated transcription
Cellular component (GO): nucleus
Molecular function (GO): RNA polymerase II cis-regulatory region sequence-specific DNA binding; DNA-binding transcription factor activity, RNA polymerase II-specific
Source: RefSeq, a predicted model, not a curated record